Molecule: messenger RNA, 732 nt
Organism: Diabrotica balteata
Lineage: Eukaryota; Metazoa; Arthropoda; Insecta; Coleoptera; Chrysomelidae
Source: the annotation of a GenBank genome assembly
AUGGUCAAAGUUCAUUCAUAUCUCUGUAGGUUAGUGAUCAACAACAUGGAAAAUAAAUUAAAAUGCAAAAUAGGGCCUUCAAUUUUAAACGCAGAUCUAUCCCAAUUAUAUGUAGAAUCACAAAAAUUAUUAGAUAGCGGUGCUGACUAUUUACAUUUAGAUGUUAUGGACGGCAACUUUGUUCCUAACCUAACUUUUGGACACCCAGUAGUAAAAUGUUUAAGGAAAAAAAUACCAAAUGCCUUCUUUGAAACACAUAUGAUGGUUGCGAACCCAGAAAAGUGGAUUGAACCUAUGGCAGAAGCCAAUGUUAACUUAUACACAUUUCACAUAGAACCUGUAAUAAAUGAUGUUAUAAAAGUAUGUAGGAAAGUAAAAGAAGCAGGCAUGAAAGUUGGUUUAGCGUUAAAACCAGGCACAGGAAUUGAAGAUGUUAGGCAAUACAUAGACCAUGCGGAUAUCAUUUUGGUAAUGACUGUGGAACCUGGUUUUGGUGGCCAAAGGUUCAUGAGUGAUAUGAUGCCCAAAGUGCAAUGGUUGAGGCAUAAUUAUCCACUUUUAGAUAUUGAAGUAGAUGGAGGAGUUGGACUGAGUACAAUAACUGCUUGUGCAGAGGCAGGUGCAAAUAUGAUAGUAUCAGGUACAGCAAUAAUUGAGUCAAUCGACCAAGCGGCAGUGAUCGCUAGUUUACGUGAAACAGUGGAAAGCUCAAUCCACAAAUGCAACGUUUAA